Linum trigynum is the source of this 4217-nucleotide messenger RNA. Lineage: Eukaryota; Viridiplantae; Streptophyta; Magnoliopsida; Malpighiales; Linaceae. The record is from the annotation of a GenBank genome assembly.
CCUCUUUCUGUUUCAUCUUUCGAUGUUCGUUGAUCAAAUUUGACUCAAGCUUCGUGUAGUGAUCCUCAUUAGUUUGGGUAGAAAAAUUCCAGUAGACAGAUAGUUGAAUGAUAAAACUCAAGAAGGUUAAUUAGCAUCUGCGUUUUAGUUUACAUUCUCAUUGUUGGCGUUCUGUAACCCGUUGCAGGUUGCCUGUCCUAAUCUGUUUCGUAAUGUCCUUACUAUUUAGGCACAAAUUUACAUUACUUCUACAACCAAUAUAAGUUGUGAACUUACGUCAGGAUUGGUAAGUCUCUUACAGACGCAGAUAAACAACUUGAGUUUUGUUCACCUAUAAUCAUCCUGGGAAAUUUCAUCUGCCUAGCAAUAAUUCCCACCAAACUCUGUCAUUCAUGAAUUCAGGAAAGCGGAACUUGCUCUACAUCCACGUACAACGGAUUUGAGGGUUCAUGUAUGGAAGAGACUGUUAUUGAUCAGGCCGGACUAAAAAAGAAUAGUGUUUUUCAUGCUUUAGACAACACCUUUAUAUCAAGAGUAUCAUAUGAAUAUGACAAUGACUUUUGUGUUAAUUUGUAUAUCCAUAUGUGUGCCUUAUAUCGUACGUAGUCACUUUUUCCUUUGAAUCUUUCAUGUGUUAUGAUUCUGUGUUAUCAUAAGCUUUCGUUAAUUCUAUAGUAAGAAUAGAGUAGCAGAGAACCCAAUUUCUUCAUUUUUAGUUGCUGUAUUUGUCAGUCAAUAUAUUCCUCUGCUUCGAUAUAUCCUCUAUAAAAGUUAAUCCUUAUGACUCUUUUUUUAGGGAAUUAAUCAAUGGUAUGCAAUGUCAGUAAUGCAUAAAUGGAUAUGCUUUCAGUUCUUCUUCUCGGAUAUCAAAAUUCAAAACUAAUAUGCAAAUGUAUAUUCGUAUGUUGAAAAAGGUAAUAGUGUUUAGUUUAGCAUUUGAUGGUCAGUUUCAUCCUAUAAUUCCCUUCAACCAGAAUUGCUUUUCUUUAGUGCAAGAAUUUUUUCAACCAUCGCUUCACCUUGGUGCUUGCAUAUGAUCAAUAAUUGGUAAAGCAUAUAUUCACUCAUUAGUUAAGGCAAAACAAAAUGUACUUUUCUUUUAACCAAACAUCCCAAUUAGACACUAACUUCACUUGGGUAUCUACUGUUGCAUAAUUAAUGUUCAUGUCAGUAGUUAAAACCCAUUUGAAUCCCAUACCUCUUCUAAACACUUGAUAGCUCAUGUUAAGUUAGCAUUUUGGUGUCUCACAGGUAAAGAAUCAGCAGUCCAAAUCCCUUGCUUUGUUCGGAUCGUGAAGGAUUAUCAACUCAGUGUUGUGUAACUGCCGCUGCUAUCUAAUUCCUCCCUAUCCCGACCUGCACUUUAGUGCCAAAGAUUCCCCACCCUUUUCUCUUCACUGGUUUGCUAUGUCCUGGCCGCAAUUGCUCAUCAAUUUUGGAUCAGCUGCCGAUAGGGAUUUCUGGGUUUCACCCGUAUCAUCCACAAUGAGCCCUUCCAUCAGGUUUGUCACCUUCUCGUAUUAGACACUUACCUUCUAUUCUUCCCAUAAUAGCCGCUUACCCAAAAUCUCUUUUAAUUGUAGCUUCUCAUUGCAUUUGUUUUGAUUUCUCACUCAGUUGAUAUUAACUACUUCCCAAUUCCCAUAUAUGAAAACAAACUGAAUUUUGCAUUUUUGCUUAUCUACUUGUUGUAAUCCGAGACAGGAACAUCAGGUGAGGAAGGGAAUGGGAAAUAGAAGGGUGAACUUCCUUUGACGAGGAUUGAACAUUUUUAAGGCUACUACUCGACCCCUAGCAGGAAGAUCAUCUUAGAGAGAAAAAUUCAGUCGUAACUCUCUCUCAAACUUAUGCUGAGCUAUACAAGGAAAAUGAAGUAAAAGAUGGAGCCUCACCUGAUUUGUCACUUCUUCUUCUCCAAAUCCUAAGACCGAAGGGCUAGCCAUAUAUGGAGCAACCGACUACCUUGCCUCUUCCUUUUCAUCUCUACGACUUCACCAUUAUCUUUACCUCCUUAAGGACCUGUACACCUUAGUAGCAGAGGUAUGCUCAUUAGAUUGCAAAGCUAUGGAUACACUUGCUUUCCAAUUUGAACUUGACCUGCCGCUGCCAUUUUUGGGUUUAACUUUGGAGCUCACAGUUUCUUCUAAUAGGUUUGUCAAAUGCCACCUUACUCAAUUGUUUACUGCUAAUAGAUCUAAACUAAAUUCAUCCUCUGCUCUUUUCUGUUUCACUGCACUAUGUGAUUGGUACAAUGAACGACCAUUAAGAUUAGCAGUCUGAUAUUGUUGACGUGCAUUUUCAAUUGCUAUUCCUCUCCUUACACUGCUAAGAAGGUACAUUGCGGGACAUCUUCAUCUCUUUGUGAAAAUUGACCAUCCCUUUACCAGCAACAAAACAUAGGCGUCCCUUAUCUUCUGAAGUUUACAACUGCUAGCUAGAUUUGACCUUGUGCAUAACAAGGAAUGCUGUCAUACCAGACAUCUAUUUCUCAGGCAAUAAUGUUAACUAUUUGGAUGCAUUUUGGUGCUUUUGAUUCUUCAUAACAUAACUGAAUUGAGUUUCACAAAUGGGUGUUUCCUGUCUUGGUUGAGCAGUUUGAUAAACUUACAACCUGUUUUGACUCAAAUAAAUGCCUGUGAGCUUCCCCAGCAUGCGAAAGACUGCCUUUGCACUUCAUGCCUUCAACGUCAAAACUUCCAAUCCAAUGGACGUAGCUUCAGACCCUAUAAUUGGUCUAAUGUGCCUCCUAUGGUGGCAAGAAGCAAUUAACAAGAUAUACCCCAACAGGUCAAUGGAGCAGCCAAUCGCACAAGUCCUCGCAUCAACAAUAUUUCACCACAAGAUCAGCAAGGCUGAUCUCAAGUUUUGAUCUCAGCAGGUAAACUAUUUUACAUAUUUUUUAGUCGAUCUAUUCCCCUCUUUCAUCGGUCUUAUGUCAUCAGCUUAAUUCUCUAUAGCGUUUGCCACUUCCCGGAGAAGGUAAAUCAUCUCAUGCAUACCUCAUCCAGUUUUGGGAAGCUGUAACAUUGGCUCAUUCUUUUCCUUUUGGCAUCUCCCCUCUUUUGCCAUUCGUGUGUGGGUGAGUUCAUAUAUGUCCCCAUGUGCUUUGAUGGAUCUAGCUUCUUCCUUAAAUUUGGGGUUUUUUAAAGUCCCGAUUGGUCAUAUUACUGGAGAUAGAACACUUAUAGAUGGCGAGGAACUGAUAGAUUAUUUGAAAUUAACCCAACCUUAUAGCUUUUAUGGUCGAGAUUUAGAGUUAUAGGCAAUGUAAUUCGAGCAACUAUCAAAUUGAGGGGAACUAAAGGUUUGAAAUGGAUGAUUAGGUGCUUCAUUUUUCGUGUUCAUUUGCAGGAUGCCAUUGUAAUUCGAGAAACUAUCAAAUUUUACGACUUCUACCACUAUCAGGGGGCUUAAUCCUUUGAAUUUCCGCUUUUUAUAAUACUUGUGUAUCUCAGUUGAAAAGUUAUCUUUGCUACUCUAGGUUGAUUCUCACUUAUCUUAAAUGUAACAUCCAUGAUUAUCAUUCCUUUUUUUCUUCUUUUUUUGGUCGACUGAUGAUGAUCAUUCAUGGUUAGGCAACUGCCCCUAAUAAACUUUAGUCUUUUCCAUCCCUCCAUUUUGCAGGUCUCUCGAACCAACAAUGUGGAUUUUUUAUAUAUCAUGACUUAAGUUGAUCAUAUACGACUAUUAGCAUUUAUAUGACCUUCACUUCUGUUCAAAGGGGUGGUUAAUGAUGAAUUUUUUCAUCUUCAGUCAAUUAACUUUCGAUUUCCCUUUUUUUUCACCACCUUGCAAGAUAUGAGUUUGGUCUUGGUUAAUUAUGACUUCAUUCAAAGUGUGUUACAACUUCUCCUUAUAUACAAUUAAUAGGGUUUUGACACCGCCCUUUCCCCAAAUCAUAUACAUAAUACUCAAUUUGUUCAUUUUUGUUUUUUGAUUUGUUUUAGGUGAUGAAGCAAAGACACAAAAUAGAGUUUGAAUUGAAUAUUUUAGAAAAUUAUAUGGUCAAAGAACUUGGAAGUUGCAAAGAGCAUCUCAAAACUUGCUUCCGUGAACUAGAAAUUUAGCAUGUUCCAUGGGUUAUCAGCGUUUGCUAUUAUCAUGUCUUUUGUUUGCCUGCCAUCCAUUUUUUGUGCUUGCCACGUAAGUUGAACUAGAUUUGGGCCCGCCCGUUGGUCGGAUGAAUUUGGUAAAUGGAAUAAUUAACAGUAAUCAUU